AAAAUGUCAAAAGAGCAAGACUUGAUCUUCUUUAUCAAUUUGUUUCUCCCCACGUGAGCUUGCGCCAUUGCUUUUGAACAGAUCUGAUAGCAAGAAUAAUCAAAUCUUUCUCGAACCUCUGUUGUGAGAAUGCCCAUCUGACCGUUGACCUGUUUGGUUUCCAUGGUUUUUGGCCUUUGAGAUCUCCCAAAACCCAUAAUUGUUGUCUUCAAUCAAUCACAGAGGAGGGAAAGGAAAACUACAAUUCUUGAUUCACUUCAAUCCAUCAGAAAGACUUCUUCAAAGCUAUGAGUGCUGAUCUGAAAUUACCCACUUCAAAUAGCUGUGAGAAUUUUGUGACAUCUGAGGAGGAACGGGAAAAGGUUUGUCCCCUGAUAAAUGAGGUUAGAAAGUUGGUUGGGCCUUUGCCGGACAAGUUGUCUCUUUAUUGUUCUGAUGCAUCAAUCUCAAGACAUUUAAGGGCACGUAGCUGGAAUGUCAAGAAGACAACUAAAAUGGUUAAAGAUACCUUGAAAUGGAGACUGGCAUACAAGCCAGAAGAGAUUCGAUGGGAAGAGGUUGCUCGUGAGGCUGAAACUGGGAAAAUUUACAGGUCAAACUAUGUAGAUAAGCACGGGAGAGCGGUUCUUGUCAUGAGACCUAGUUGCCAGAACUCAAAGUCAACAAAAGGACAAAUUAGGUACUUGGUGUAUUGCAUGGAGAACGCUAUUUUCAAUCUGCCACCAAACCAGGAACAGAUGGUCUGGCUGAUUGAUUUUAAUGGUUUCAACUUGUCUAAUAUCUCAGUUAAGGUGACACGUGAAACAGCCCAUGUUCUGCAAGACCAGUAUCCUGAGAGGCUGGGCAUCGCAAUACUGUACAACCCUCCCAAGUUCUUCGAACCAUUCUGGACGGUGGUAAAGCCUUUUUUAGAGCCCAAGACAGUAAACAAAGUCAAGUUUGUCUACUCUCGUGAUCCGAAUACCACAAAGAUAAUGGAGGACCUAUUUGACAUGAACCAGGUUGAGUCUGCAUUCGGUGGGAAAGAUAAUGCAGGAUUCGACAUUGACAAAUAUGCUGAAAGGAUGAAAGAAGAUGAUAAAAGGAGGAUUGCCUCUUCUUUGACGAGUGAGAACACCCCUGUGGCAGACCCUCAACCAGUCCUUGAAACUACAUCUGUCGACACUACAAAUUCAGAGUCAGAUUCUGACACCUCAGGUGAGAAAGCAAAUAAGUUAUCAUCUCAUGGAGUUAGUACAGAAGAUCUUGCCCCAGAUGGUGAUUUGCCUGUGACUAAUAGUUGUAGAAGUGAAACCGGGGAUACAAACUAAUGGAAGGAACUACUGGCUCAAGUCAAUUUGUGGUAACAAAGCGUGACAUGCAUCUGUAGUUGCUAACAUCGAAUCAAUCCAUCUCAUUAUGGUGGUAGCAUUUUAGACACCGGUUUUUCUAAUGGAAAAAAUGGUGAAGACUAUCUAGUUUAUGGUCGCUUCUCUAUGGUACCAGUUGUAGUUUAUGGUCGCUUUUCUAUGGUACCAGUUGUUGCUUCAUUGAAUUUACUUCACUAAUAGGCUCACGAUUUGACUUUGUUCAUCAUGGACUGGUACCAAGAUCGAGUAAAUUUUCUGGUGGAAAGAUACCUGAUGCAGGUGCCUGUUAUUGAUUUUAGUCUUUCUUCUUGUGUAAUUCCAUAAUACUCUUCAAAUUUUAACAAGACUUAUCUGAUUUUUGUUUU
Cornus florida is the source of this 1714-nucleotide messenger RNA. RefSeq lists its product as uncharacterized. Lineage: Eukaryota; Viridiplantae; Streptophyta; Magnoliopsida; Cornales; Cornaceae. The transcript is spliced from 6 exons. Gene Ontology annotation, molecular function: phosphatidylinositol transfer activity. The record is from RefSeq and is a predicted model, not a curated record. Bases 288 to 1310 code for a protein of 340 amino acids.